AUGAGCUGUGGGGAACUUCAAAGUGAAAUAUCCAACAAAUCUAAUUUUUGUGUUCUGUGUAAUUACUGUUACGGAAAUCUCGGUCGAGAUGAACAAAUAGAGCAUAAUCAUAUCCGAAGUGAAAGACAUUUCCUGAGUACUAUAAUUUUUCUUAUGGAUAGACGGUCAGACUAUCAAUGCGCUGAGAUCGCGCAAUUUGCUCUAUACUCUGAUGAUGACGGUGAACCGGCUAGAACGGAAGAACAUCGAAGGCUAACAAACUACGCACAUUGUAUGGAGAAAAUAACUUCACUUAUGACUGAAAUAUUCUCGUUGUCCAAUGCAGAAGAAUCUCCUUUGAGUCGUUCAUUCACUACAAACUCUUUGACAGAUUUCAUGAACCGUUCUGGUCAACAUUCCAUUCAACAAUUGAAUAAUGAUUCUGAUCGUGCUCGCGAUCUCCAAUUGCAACAAUAUAUGAAUGAAAUGAACAUGAAAGAUAUAGAUCAAUUUCUUUGCUCUGUAUCCGACAAUGGUCAAGGGUUUGAUCCGACGGCAGAAGAUCCAAAUAUUACCUCACCGGAGUCUGUUGAACACGAAAAUAUGCUUUUGAAACUUAAUUCAAAUCUUCUCCACCAAUUUGAAUUAGAUGCGAGACCAGUUUCAACGGAUGGCAUACUUAUAUGGCACAUUGAUGGUAUCAGAGAAAACAUAAAUGACGCCAUAUACAAAAGAAAACUUUAUAUCGAUUCCCCAAAUUUUCACACAUCGAUGUAUGGGCAUCGUAUGUGGGCACGUCUAUUUCUAAACGGCAACACUGAUGCUAAAUACUUAUCAAUCUAUAUCCAUCUGAAUUUCCCUGUUCGGGGACGUUUCAGCGGCCAUAUUAGAUUUAUACUGGUUGAUCAAAGUGGACAGAUGCCACUGCAACAUAUUAUCAAAGACUGUGAAGCAAGUGGAACCGAUGUGAACGCGUCGUUUGGCUUCGACGAAUUCGCCGAUAAAAAUGUUUUACACAAAGAGUCUAGUUCAUACAUCCGUGAUGAUUCCAUAUACUUCGUGGUGUGCAUCGAUCAAAGUCCAACCGAAAGAUUUGCCAAUCUGGAUGAACACAUACAAGAUGCAAUAAUGCAAAGUUAUGGUGCUAACUAG
Molecule: messenger RNA, 1131 nt
Organism: Adineta ricciae
Lineage: Eukaryota; Metazoa; Rotifera; Eurotatoria; Adinetida; Adinetidae
Source: the annotation of a GenBank genome assembly